UGCGGUCUCCGCCCCGCCCACCCGCCUCCUCCCUCCCUCCCGCUCUUUGUCUCCGGGGUGACCGGCAUCCCCACAAGCGCCCCCCGCGUUGCAUUAUUCCAGGCGACCCCCACGGACCUAGCCAUCGCGACGCUGCACAAAUCGGCCUGUGGCGCGAGGGUCCAAGAUCCGCGGGGCUUGGCGGGGGCGGGGCGGGAGGUGGCUGUGGCUCUCAGGCGCUCUCUCUCUCUCUCUCUCUCUCUCUCUCUCUCUCUCUCUCUCUCUCUCUCUCUCUCUCUCACACACACACACACACACACACGUACACGCACGCACACACGGAACAUCCUCCCGUCAGGUUUCCCGGUCCAGCCCCGCCCGCGUCUCCUGCUUCCCGCAGACCUUCUCCCUGCAUCCUUACACACCUCGCCCCUCCAUUCUUUCCUGCUGAACCCUCCCCUCCGAUUCCCCCACAACACUCUGGGAUGGAGCAACUCGAGCCAGCCCGAAGCCCCCCGCGGCCGGGGUGAAAGUCCUCCACCCCUCUCACACCCGGCACUCGCCUCGAGCACCAUGGGCCUGAGGGGUUCCCGAGGCGCUGGACGCUGAAAAUGACGGAUGCUGGAGGUGAGGGGCCGAGACUCCUAGGGUGGAAGGGGAAGCGGGGCCAGAGACUACCGGACUCAAGCUCUCUUGAGUCAUGGCUUCCUCAAAGCUCCGAGAACCUGUGGAUGAAGUUUUUGAUCUGGACUUGGCUGUACCAGAGACCACCAGACUGGACAGCAGCUUACACAAAGCCCGGGCCCAGCUGCUGGCCAAGGGCCGGAGACACCGGCCUUCCCGCUCCAGACUACGAGACAGUGCCAGCUCUGCUGAGGAUGGGGAAGGCUCCGAUGGGCCCGGAGGUGACCGACGGCUGCGGUAGCCCGCUGCACCGGCUGCGCUCGCCUCUGCACUCGGGCCCAGGCUCCCCCGCCAGCGGCUCUUUCUGCCUGGAGCCCCCUGGCUUGCGGCGCAGCCUGGAUGAGGACGAGCCACCGCCCUCGCCCCUCGCCCGUUACCGGCCCCUGCACAACGCUGCCUCGCAUGAAGGCCUGGCCGCCACCUCUGGCUCGCCUCCGCGCUCCGCACCCUCCUCGGACAGCUCCCCCAGCUUCGUGCGCCGCUAUGCCCGAGCAGAACCGCACAGUGAAGAUGACAGCCGGGAUACCAGCCCCCCUGAGCCUGCCAGCCCCACCAUCGGCUUGGAUAAGAGGACUCGCAGAAAAUUCCUGGACCUGGGGGUCACUCUCCGCCGAGCGUCCACUGGCAAGAGCCGGAAGGAGAAGGGUAGCAACCGCCUGUCCAUGGGCAGCAGGGAGUCCGUAGAAGGUUCUGGAAGGACAGGGAGCUCCCCGUUCCUGCCCUUUUCCUGGUUCACAGACAGCGGCAAAGGCUCUGCUUCUUCAGGGAGCACCACCUCCCCGACCUGCUCCCCCAAACAUGAGGGCUUCAGCCCCAAGAAGUCAGCUUCCCAGGAAUCCACCCUGAGUUAUGACUCCACACCUCCCAGCAGCAGCCCCAAGAUCCCCAGUGGUCCUCGGCAGGAGACCAAGUGCUCCUAUCCUUACCACACGUUGUCCCAGUCUUCAGAUGAGUUCCUGGACGAGUCCCUCCCUACUAUACAACACUGGACUAGCCAGCAGGUGGGCCAGUGGCUGUGCAGCCUCAACCUGGAACAGUACGCCGCUGAAUUUGCUGCCCGACAGGUGGAUGGGCCGCAGCUCCUGCAGCUGGAUGGGAGCAAACUGAAGAGCCUGGGGCUUAGCAACUCGCAUGACCGGGCACUGGUGAAGCGGAAGUUGAAGGAGCUGGCAGCAGCUGCUGAGAAGGAACGGAAGGCACAGGAGAAGACUGCACGGCAGCGGGAGAAGCUGCGGCGCCGAGAACAUGAGGCCAAGAAGAGCUAGGAAUGGCUGGCGGGGCUGGAACCCCGGCGCACUUGCAGCCACCUGCACGGGCCUCACCAGGGAAGUCGGGUCUAAGCACCAGGUUCUUGGGGCACAUGAUCCCUCUCACCCUGUUUGGACCCAGUCCUCUGGAGGGAGAUCCCAGGGAGAAGGCCCAGUAAUAAACCCAAUUUCGAGGACUUGUUUGGCACAGAGUUCCAGGGGGAAGCAGGCGGCAGAUGAAGAGGGCAAAGGCCAAGAAUGCAGCAAAUCUGGAGCCCAGAGGAACCUGGUUCAGGCAGAACCUCUUCCCUCUGGUUACAGUGAUAGUGAACAGGAAGUAAGCUGGCAGGAGAGGCCCUACCAUGACCAGGAUUCCUAGGCUUGGAGAGAAGCCUGGGCAUCCCGACAGGAGACAGGGCUGUGUGGUAGGAAAGCAGCUCUCCUCAGAGAGGCCAGUGGGCACUGCAGUAGUGGCACUCAGGGUAGAUUCUCAGACACCUCCUCAACGGAGAGAAGAGCGGGCAGUGGAGGGUAAGCUGGCCUCUGUAAGGACUGCAGAGGGGGACAAGGGGGCUCUUUCUCUUUCCCCUUCACUACCCUGUAGGUUCUAGUGGGCGGGACGCCGCCGCUCCUCUCCCACUGGUUCACAGAACUAGAAUCCACUUCUUCACAGAGUGAUCAUCAGCCUCCUCUGGGGACAGGAUAAAUGGAGGCUGUUCGGGACGCAGGACAUUCUCCCCACUAGUGCCUAGAUGGCACUGAACUGGUGACUUUCAUCACCCUAGCUGGGCAGGGGCACAAUCAGAGGGUGGCCUGGAAGCUGCUAGAUCAGAAGGGUCCAUCAGCUCCCAGGUUUCCUGGGUGUGUCAAGGCCUCAGUGGGCCUAGAACUGACAAACAUUGCUAGCUCAGGUUUGCUAGGCCACAGGGAGGACUGGGCCAGCCCUGGGUGGGUCUGGCACGUGUCCUUUGUAGGACACGUUCAGAGAUGGAGGGUCCCAGGUGCCAUGCUGACCCAGCCUCUCAGGUGCUGGUCAGUUACUACUGGGCCCAGGAGGUUUCUGAGGAGAAACCAGGACCUGCAUGCUAACUCCCUCUCUCCUGCCUGGGGAAGCAGUUGAAGGCCAGGGCCCUGUGCUUGGGCUUAGUCAUCUGCACUGGGAGAGGGGCCUCAGAGGGAAACUAAGGUAUAAGGGCGUUGGCAUCUCUCUAGACUGGGUGGGGAGGGUGGAAGCCCUACUGUCCCUAAAGCUGUCAGGAGCCAAGUGUGCCCCACCUGCAUGUGAAGGGGAAGAUGGUUCUCAACUUCUUUCAAUAAAU
Chionomys nivalis (European snow vole) is the source of this 3229-nucleotide messenger RNA. RefSeq names its product sterile alpha motif domain containing 14 (gene Samd14). Gene Ontology annotation, molecular function: actin filament binding. The transcript has 10 exons. The coding region runs from base 591 to 1928 and encodes 445 amino acids. The record is from RefSeq and is a predicted model, not a curated record. Gene Ontology annotation, biological process: calcium-mediated signaling; neuron projection development; actin filament organization. Gene Ontology annotation, cellular component: actin cytoskeleton; postsynaptic density; dendrite. NCBI's taxonomy places the organism in Eukaryota, Metazoa, Chordata, Mammalia, Rodentia, Cricetidae.